Molecule: messenger RNA, 1627 nt
Organism: Melanotaenia boesemani (Boeseman's rainbowfish)
Lineage: Eukaryota; Metazoa; Chordata; Actinopteri; Atheriniformes; Melanotaeniidae
Gene: nudt13
Product: nudix (nucleoside diphosphate linked moiety X)-type motif 13
Exons: 6
Molecular function (GO): metal ion binding; hydrolase activity
Source: RefSeq, a predicted model, not a curated record
AUGUUCUAACAGUCGUGUUGGGUUCUUAUUCCAGAUCUGCAGUCAGUCUUGCAGAGAUUUGGUUCUGAUGGGUCCCUGCUGAAGGCGUCGGUUCUGAUUGGCUGUUCUGAACAGAACCAGACUCAGUUCUGCCUGGAUGUCGGAGAACUGGAUCAGGCAGGUGUAGCCGAGGCGUGUCGGGGAACCUUUAUGGAUCUGUCUCCUCUAGUAGCCAAGGGCCAGGCGCUGCUGCGCUGGCAUCAGACAAAUAGGUUCUGCAGCGCUACCGGCCAGCCAACCGUCCGGAACCAGGCUGGCAGCCAGAGGGUCUGCAGCGGCAACAGGUCCAUCAUCUACUACCCGAAGAUGUCUCCGGUGGUCCUCGUCCUGGUGUCUGAUGGGACGCGCUGCCUGUUGGGCCGUCAGGCCUCUUUUCCACCAGGCCUCUAUAGCGCUCUGGCUGGUUUCUGUGACAUGGGUGAGACUCUGGAGGAGGCUCUGUGCAGGGAGGUGGCAGAGGAGGUUAGUCUGGAGGUCCAGAGCAUCUCGUACAGUUCCUCGCAGCACUGGCCGUUCCCUCACAGCUCUUUCAUGUUGGGCUGCCAUGCCACCGUUAGCCCCGCCCACAUUCAGCUGGACGUGGACCGCUCGGAGCUGGAGGACGCUCGCUGGUUCUCUCUAGAGGAAAUCACCUGCGCUCUCCAGGUGAAGACUCCACCCAGAAGAGGUGACCCCCCCACCGUCUGGCUGCCCCCCCAACAGGCCCUGGCCAAUCACCUGAUCACGGAGUGGUGGGACCGCCAGCGACGCAGCGAGAACUCAGCCUGACGUCUGAACACAUUGAAGAGCAGAUGACAGCCCCGCCCCCUUCUGGCUCCGCCCCUCUAGCAGAUAUAAGAUGGCCAUUUCUGUUGGAGCCGUCCAGCCUAAGGGUCACAUGACCUCCACACCUGAUCCUCACUUAUACCUUCAUAGAAGAGGGGGUGGGGCUGAGGGCGGGGCCAGGUCCACUUGUACCUUACAGGUGUUUAUCAGAUCCGGCUCCACCUGGACUCCAUGGCCUUCUCUGAUCGGUCCCACAGCAAAAUGAGCUGAGACUCGGACAAAGUUUGCGGUGGUUCUGAUUUGUUCUGACAGAGGAGCCAUUCACCUGAAGAUUCUGGUCCCCGGUGGACCUCCAGAGUCCUCCGUAGAUGGGGCGGACCUCACCUGAGCCACUGCUGCACUGGGAUGGACCAGAGGCCUUGAGAUGGACCGAGCAGUGAAGGACAGAAUUUCAAAACAGGGCUUUAAUUUUCACCGACAAGUAUCUAAAACAGUUUAGUAAUAAAUGUUAAUGAUUAAAUUCAAAUAAAUCAAAUAUUGGUCCAUAAAUUAAACCAUAAAUCUGAUUCACUGUCGUCAUGGAAACUAGCUUUGAUUUAUAAAAAAGUUUGUUCAAACAUUUUCAGUCUAAAAUCUGGAACUCCAGGAAGUUAAAAUAAAAACUGAAUUUAAAGCUUCUUUAAUGUGUUCACAUCAGACUAAAAAAAACUUUAUUGAUCAGCUGAUGGUGGAUUUGUUUUAUUUAAACAGUCAUUGUUGACAAAAACAACCUGAAAUAUGACUUUGAAAAGAAAACGAACUAAAAAUCUGAUGUUAUAUUAAA